This is a messenger RNA of Penicillium crustosum, 1230 nucleotides long. RefSeq lists its product as uncharacterized. The transcript has a single exon. NCBI's taxonomy places the organism in Eukaryota, Fungi, Ascomycota, Eurotiomycetes, Eurotiales, Aspergillaceae. Gene Ontology annotation, biological process: RNA polymerase II preinitiation complex assembly; transcription by RNA polymerase II. The coding region runs from base 1 to 1230 and encodes 409 amino acids. Gene Ontology annotation, molecular function: RNA polymerase II general transcription initiation factor binding; histone acetyltransferase activity; RNA polymerase II general transcription initiation factor activity. Gene Ontology annotation, cellular component: transcription factor TFIID complex. The record is from RefSeq and is a predicted model, not a curated record.
AUGCUGGUAUAUCGUUUGUUGAAGAAGAGCCCGGAUGAACGACUAGCUAUCAGCGAUGUUACAGCUCACAUACCAAACACUACGGAUAUGCAGAACCGACAGAAGGUCAAGGAUUUCCUUCAGCACGACAAAGACACUAAAUACUGGAAGCCACUGGAUCCAGUUCUCCCUGACCAAGAUACAAUUCGCUCGUGGGUUCAGCCCGAAGAUGUUUGUCUUCUAGAAUCUAUGCAGAUUGGACAGCAGCAUCUCCACGAUACUGGUUAUGGCAACGAUGCCGAGACUGGCGGCGAGAACGAAGAAGACGAAGAAUUUGAGAGCUUUGAGCAGCAGAUGGCUCCCUGGAAGGCAACUCGCAACUUUUUGUUGGCCUCUCAAGGCAAGGCCAUGUUGAAGCUUCAUGGCGAAGGAGACCCCACCGGCCGUGGCGAGGGCUAUAACUUCAUCAAAACAAGCAUGAAGGGUGGGUUCAAGGCCAUCGGUGAAAGUGUGGAGGAUAAGCUGGACGCGCAGCGACUUAAGGAGCUUGGAGGUCACAGCUACAAUGUUGCCCGUCAGCAAAAAUCUUACGAGACAUCCAUUCGUCGAAUCUGGGAUGCUCAAAAAAGCAGCUUGUCCUCCACCAUCGAGCAUUCCGAUCAAGAAAGCGACGUGGACCAAGAAGACGAAUACCAAGAUCAAUUCAACAAACCAACGCCCCGAUCUGAAGCACCGACACCUGGACCAUAUCGCCGUGACGAUGAGACAACAAGUCAGUUCAGCAAAAUGAGUUUCAACAGCCAGCGUGGCAAAGUGUUGCGCAUCACCCGCCAGGUCAAGCUAGAUAACGGCGAAAUCGUGGAACAAGAACAACAUGUUUUCGAUCCCCGAGUGAUCAGACACUACAUCCAACACCGUCACCACAACGAAGCCAUGCACACAAAACUGGAAUCUCUUCAGCCCACGGGCGAUCCAGAAGUCGACGCCCGCAACAGGAAGUUGAUCGAGGCCGAGCUCGGCCGUCUCAACCGCAACAAAGAGCGUCGUUUUGCCCGCGAGAAGCAAAAGGGUAUUCCUCGUUCUGGCGACCCGGACGGCAAGCCUGCUGGUACUCAGCGCAAGUGUGCCAACUGUGGCCAGGUCGGACACAUCAAAACAAACAAGAAGCUCUGCCCGCUGCUCAAUGGUACUAUGAAGCCCGAGGACCGUGUCACGGAUUCGGCUUUCUCUAUGAGUGCGCCGGUUCUGUGA